Lottia gigantea (owl limpet) is the source of this 1284-nucleotide messenger RNA. RefSeq lists its product as hypothetical. The coding region runs from base 1 to 1284 and encodes 427 amino acids. Lineage: Eukaryota; Metazoa; Mollusca; Gastropoda; Lottiidae. The transcript is spliced from 3 exons. The record is from RefSeq and is a predicted model, not a curated record.
AUGGAUAUAGAACGGUUAUUAAAGUUAGGUAAGGAGUUGGGUUUAGAAGGUGAAACAUUGAAACAGUUUGUAGAUGAGGAAACGGCACAUGAACGUGAGGAGAAAGUUCGGGAGCGUGAGGAGAGAGUACGAGAAAGGGAAGAUAAGUUGUUAGAAAGGCAAAGUAGAAUGGAUGAGUUAACUGCGAAAGAAGGUAUUGUCAGUAAAGAGAUUGAGUUAGAAAACCUUCGUCAUGAUUUCGACGGAUUUCGAAACAUGUUCAGAAAUGCAAAACCAGAGACGGGUGAGUUUUCGGGUCCUUUCUUUGUAAGGUUAGAGAGUUAUCUUGAUCGUUGGAUCGAAUUGUCAGAUUCGGAGCAAACAUUUGAUAGUUUAAAGGAUUUACUACUUCAUGAACAAUAUAUGCAGUCUUGCCCUAAAGACCUUGCAUUAUUUCUGAAGGAACAUAAACCUAUAAAUGUAAAGGAACUUGCUGAGUUAGCUGAUCGGUAUAUUCAGGUUCACGGGAAUCAGUAUGUUCGGGCUAGAAAUACAACAUAUGGUAAAUCAAAUAGUUAUGGGUCAAACGAGUAUACAGGUGAUUAUCAAAAAUGUAUUUUGAUAGAUGGAAGUGUUAAAUCUGUUCCAGUAGCCCGUUUGGAAGUAAAUACGCCUUAUUUUCAAGGAAAAGUAACGGCUUUAUGUAUGGAGAACCCGGUAUGCGAUGUAAUAAUUGGUAAUAUUGCAAAUGCACGAAACCCGUUUGAUCCUGAUUUGAAUUGGAAUGUUACUUUUGAUAAAGAAGGGUGUGAUGAAUCCACAAUAGAAACUGGUAAUUAUGUCGAAACGAGAGCUCAAAUAAAAAGUAAGAAUAAAGUUUUCAAAGGUAUAAAUGUUCCAAGAGCUAUAGAUUCAGUAAGAGCUCAUGAUAUUCAGUUGGGACAAGAUAAUGACAAAUCACUAGGUAAAGUAAGCGAGAAAGCUAGUUCUGGCGAAGAAAAGGUAAAUGAAAGCAGUGACGAUGAAGACGCAUAUUAUGAGCCAAUUCCCCAAGUUAUUGUUGAACAAAGGGGUUAUGAUGAUGAUUACAAUGCUGAACACAAAGACAAAGAGACUGGUAUAGAACCAGAACAGGUUCCAGAGGACACAACUCUAGAUAACCCUGUUGAGGAAGUUUUAGACCUGCCUGUAGUACCAGAAUCGCCAACAACUUCAGUUAGCGAUGAUGGAAUACGCCGAUCAAGUCGUAAUCGCCAACCACCCGCUCGACUUACAUACGACAUGGAUGGUAACACUAGUGAAUGA